AUGAAAUGGAAAAAGGAUGCACAAGAAGGAAAUCUUGUAGCUGGUGGAAAUGGUAAAGGAGACAAUCUCAAUCAACUGUCUUUUCCACGAGGAUUAUUUGUAGACCAAUGGAAACAAAUAUAUGUGGCAGAUAGUGAUAAUCAUCGAAUAAUGCGAUGGUGUGAAGGUGAUGCAGAAGGAUCCAUUGUGGUCGGUGGAAAAGGUCAAGGAAGCCAGUUAAAUCAACUACAUUCUCCUUAUGGUCUAGCGUUUGAUUCAGAAGGAAAUCUUUAUGUCGCUGAUCAUGGAAAUGAUCGUGUUGUUCAGUAUGAGAAAAUAACUUAA
Molecule: messenger RNA, 324 nt
Organism: Adineta ricciae
Lineage: Eukaryota; Metazoa; Rotifera; Eurotatoria; Adinetida; Adinetidae
Source: the annotation of a GenBank genome assembly